This is a messenger RNA of Protopolystoma xenopodis, 1149 nucleotides long. The record is from the annotation of a GenBank genome assembly. Lineage: Eukaryota; Metazoa; Platyhelminthes; Monogenea; Polystomatidea; Polystomatidae.
AUGGUGUCCUGCUCUGACGAUGUCCAUCACACGACGGACGAAAGCUCAGCAAGGAUUCAUCGGGAACGCAUGGCGGUGCGCCGAGGACCUAUUCUCACAAAUCUACAACCACUGCUCCAAGGCCACUCCCCACGGCCUCCGGUAGAACCAAUUCACGAGUCCCUUCCAUUCGCCUCUUCAAACAAAAUUAAAUGUAUUCCAACCUUACUGCUUCAGCCACAGACUCCGGCCGUCGGACAGACACUAGCAUCAACGGCAUCGGCAGCGUCAGUGGAAGGGGUGUAUUUGUGGACGAAAGACGCUGAAGCGGACGAGACUUGGCAUCGCCGGACCAGUGCAUGCGAAUCCCACGGCUCCGGAAUGUCUGACGAAGGCAGAUUUGAGGCGUCGCUGCAUGCGGGCUCCAUGAGUCUGGUGCCGACCGAAUCGGUCAGAUUAGGGGACGGGAUCGCGGAUCUUCGUGACUCCACACAUCUUUUCUUCCCGAACAUGUCCGCUCGGCCACGGCUGGUGCACGAGGAUGCGUUCGAGUCUUCUGCCGAGACUGGUUCCGUGUUUAGUUCGUCUGGCGGCAACUCUGGCUCCGAAAUUCCUGUAGAACUGGCCUCAUCCAGCUCGUUGGAUGAAGAGUACGAAGAUGAAGAUUAUGACGAGGAUGAGGAGGAUGAUGACGACGAUGAGGAGGAGGAGGAGGUAGAGGUAGAGGACAACUUGUUGAGGGCUAACCCCGGGGCAGAUCAAGAACUUGGUGUGGACUGUGCUUUGGAUCCUGAGCCCGAGUUCAAAAAGAGUGAAAUGAAGACGGGAAUGGUCGAGGAUUUUGGAUUUAAGUUUAGCGGACGAUUUGUCGAUGAGUCAACGGAUUCGACAAUGACGGAGCCGGAGGAUGAGACGAAAAUGUGCCUGUCAAAAGAAGAAGUUGUCCCGGAGCAACCACCUGAAGAUAGGAGAGAACCGUCGGCGUACGGGUUGUACGAACCAACGUCCAGGCGAGAGAGUGUCCCCGUCGCGGGGAGAGAGAUAGAAGCAAGAGAGAAAAAAGAUGCCAUACCCACUCGCAAAUUGUCGAGAAUUCCAAGUUUAGAAAGGCAAGUAGGUCACACUUAUUGUGGCUGUUGGUUCUUUUCAGUAUUCAUUGGAUGUGAGUAG